Molecule: messenger RNA, 1521 nt
Organism: Podospora anserina S mat+
Lineage: Eukaryota; Fungi; Ascomycota; Sordariomycetes; Sordariales; Podosporaceae
Exons: 1
Coding region: 1-1521 (506 amino acids)
Biological process (GO): protein phosphorylation
Molecular function (GO): ATP binding; protein kinase activity
Source: RefSeq, a predicted model, not a curated record
AUGUCGUUCGAUUCGGCCAACAGUAGCCAGUCUAUCACCCAGUCACAGCCUAUUACGCUUGAUGAGUUCCUAGACUGGCGAGACGACGAGCACUUCAUCUGGGACGAGGAGGGCCGUGAGACGGGCGAAGCUUGGAUCCGGCCAGUGGAAAGAGCAGGGCUUGAUGAUAGCAAGCAUAAGGUCUUCCACCAUGCCAAUAAGGAAUAUAUCAGGGCCCCCCAUCCGUUCAUUCAGAUCGGCGAGCAGCUUGGAGAAUCUGGAACCACGGUCGUAUACAAAGUCAAUGUCCCUGAAGGAUAUCCAUAUCGGCGGCCACUUGCCUUGAAGAUUAUCACUUGCAAGGAUAAUUUACGGCCACCCGGGCCUGACAGCCACGUCAGGAUGCUGGCCUUGGAGGAAGUAAGGAACAUGGCCUCGAUCAAACACCCCCAUAUCGUCGUUUACGUGGCCAGCUUUGAAGAUUACUGCAUCUCAACUGGGGUGAGGAGGCAGCAGAGAGCGAAGGUCAAAGCUAUCAGAGUUGAUCAACAAAUCAAGAAGCACAUACUGGGCAUUGCCAUGUACCCUCCAGCACAAUGCAACCUCCGCUUCUUCAUGAACCACAUCAUCAACAGUCGCGAGCCGGAAAACGAGGCCGCCCUGCAUACGUAUUUCGGAUGCUUGUCACAAGCCGUGGCAUUCCUCCACAGAAGUAACAUUCGAAUCCGGCACAAAGAUAUCAAGCCCGAAAAUAUUGUCAUUGACGAUUUUCUUCUUCCCGUAUUAACCGAUUUUGGCUUGUCAAAGCACUUUGAGACCGGUCAGCACUCGGAAGGACCCACGCCCAAGACACUCAAGUACGCCGACCCCGAGGCCAUCAACGAAACCCAGCGAGACGAGCGGUCCGAUGUCUUUUCCCUUGGAUGUGUGUUCCUAGAAAUGGCCACCACAUUGCUGGGGCGACCGCCUGAUUUCGCCGAGCAGCAAUUGAGGACGGACAACCUGGGGGAGUUCAAGUACUCGGAGUCCCUCGAACGUCUUGAUGCCUACCUCUUCCACCUGUGCCAGAUUGCGGACCGGCUCAUCGACAGCAACCCCAAGAAGGCCGAAUCGGCGGCUGCGAUCAAGGAGAUAUUGCCUGUGAUUCGAGCCAUGAUGGAUGCGGAUUUUACUAAAAGGCCCAUGGCUCAUGACUUGUAUCCGUUGUUUAGACGGUUGGCGAUUGCAGGGGGCGCGGGCGCUUGUGGGAAUUGUGAGGCGGAGCGUGAGACUGGGAGGGCCGUACCGAGGCUGCGACGGACUCGCACGGGGAGCCCGGUUAUGACGAGGACGGCGACGAUGAACACGACUAUUUCUCUGGUUAGGAGAGGAAGCACGAUGAAUGGGUUGACUGGGAUGGUGGUGCAUGAUAGUCCUACUGAUGUCCAGCACCAACAUCACGGGUAUGAGAAUGUUCCACCGCAGAGUCAGGCGAAUGGGAACGGUGUGAAUGGCCAGGCCAACGGGAAUGGGACGUAUGUGAAUGGAAGCCAGGCUCGUUGA